CGGGGGAAGCUUAGCCUGUAGAUUGUUUACUUUGAGCAAACUAUAUGGUAGUGGACUCUGACUUAGUUGAAAGAGAACAACCUCCCCAUUUGCUGGUGAUACUUUCUAGAAUCUCAUACCUCCGUGUACAUGACCACUUUUUGUUCAGCCACAGUUAUCAAAGAAAGUCUUACAGUUCAAGGCCCUGUUAUACUUGCAUGGUCAUAAAAGACACUGCAAGCAGCUUUAAUGUACCCGAUACAUAUGAUAUGGACGGAAGAAUCUGCCAACUAGAUGCAACUAACGGCAGAAGCCAUGCAGUUGUGGCAGCUGGACCCAUUCACCAUGGGGCGUUUGUUGAUUAUCUUACCAACUGUGGCUCGAUCUGUAAGAACGUCGACCAAAACAAAAAAAGCUUGAUUCUUCAAGAUCAACGGCAUCGGUAUAGCUGAUGAGAUAACGGUCCCUGACAUUUGGAGACUGGUCCAGAUCCCCUCAAACGUCACACUGAGAGAUUAUGUUCCCCAACACGGGUUGCUUGCAAGUCACGGAGCAGCGAGGACAGGCCACAGAUAUUAUCCACAGUGCUUCAACCUGCAGAUUACUAUUGGAAACCUCGGGAUUCCCGGCGUUCUAGGCACGGAACUGUGGACGCCUAUCUACAGAUCGCGGGAUCCUCGUCCAUCUCUACUCCGUACCAGUCGCUGUCAACGUAGAUACGAGGUCCCUGGAUCGUCUAUGUUCCCAAAAGCGGCUUCCGUUAUCCAACCAAGCUCCACAAUCACCGUGUCUGGCACG
Molecule: messenger RNA, 777 nt
Organism: Aspergillus heteromorphus CBS 117.55
Lineage: Eukaryota; Fungi; Ascomycota; Eurotiomycetes; Eurotiales; Aspergillaceae
Exons: 2
Coding region: 45-431 (128 amino acids)
Source: RefSeq, a predicted model, not a curated record